Molecule: messenger RNA, 792 nt
Organism: Triticum turgidum subsp. durum (durum wheat)
Lineage: Eukaryota; Viridiplantae; Streptophyta; Magnoliopsida; Poales; Poaceae
Source: the annotation of a GenBank genome assembly
AUGAGGAACAAUACCAUGUACUACGCGGUAGUAGCACUGGUGAUCCUACUGGGAGGAGGAUCGCUCGCGAAUGCGGCCAACCAGAAGGAGGUGCUGAGGGCCUUCCUCAAAUCGAGGGCCCAGACGAGCGCGAACGGGCCCGCGGAGCCGGACGCGUGGGCCGACCCGAUCAGCAGCUUCCGCCACCUGCCCACCAAGUGCGAGACCCCGCCGGCAGGCAGCAGGGAGGCCGACAGGAUCGCGGCGCUGCCCGGCCAGCCCCCGCGCGUCAACUUCGGCCAGUACUCCGGCUACGUCACCGUGAGCGAGGAGUACGGCCGCGCGCUCUUCUACUACUUCGUCGAGGCCCCCUACGAGGCCUCCUCCAAGCCGCUCGUGCUCUGGCUCAACGGCGGGCCCGGGUGCUCGUCGCUCGGCUCCGGCGCCAUGGCGGAGCUCGGCCCGUUCCGUGUGAACCCUGAUGGGAAGACCCUGAGCAGAAACAGGCAUGCCUGGAACAAUUUGGCGAAUGUGAUCUUCCUGGAGUCGCCGGCGGGCGUCGGGUUCUCCUAUUCGAACGCAUCGAUACCGAGCGGCGACACGAGGACAGCGGUGGACGCCUACAUGUUCCUGCUCCACUGGCUGGAGAGGUUCCCCGAGUACAAGGGCCGCGACUUCUACAUCUCCGGGGAGAGCUACGCCGGACACUACGUCCCCCAGCUCGCCACCGUCAUCGUCGCCCUCCGCGAACUCGGUGCCACGGACAUGAACCUCAAGGGCAUCUUCGUAAGUCGGCAAUCCGCUCCUCGAUAA